This is a messenger RNA of Cydia splendana, 1645 nucleotides long. Its product is annotated as COMM domain-containing protein 5-like. The record is from RefSeq and is a predicted model, not a curated record. Lineage: Eukaryota; Metazoa; Arthropoda; Insecta; Lepidoptera; Tortricidae. The coding region runs from base 57 to 674 and encodes 205 amino acids. The transcript is spliced from 4 exons. Gene Ontology annotation, cellular component: nucleus.
GGGUUUCUUUUCGAAAAAGUUUUAAGAAAAUAAUUUAGUUGAUGUAAUCAAUUAAAAUGUCGCAACAACUAGAACUACUAACCGAGGUUCCAUCGCAAUGGUUAAAUAUAUCAAAUAUAACACCUGACAUACAGAGGAAAGAAAUAAAACCAUUUGUUGUUUUGGCCCUCAAAGAAUUGGAAGGUAACCCAGACAGCAGAACUUCGAGCUUAAUGAGCGCGGAUAAGUUUGCAGCAGUGCGGGAGGUGGUGAGAUAUGUGGCCCGGGCCCGGUCGGCCACUAAAGAGGCCUGGGAACUGGGGGAUAUGAAGGUGUUCUUAGAAAGUUUGAGAUUCUCACCAGACUGUAUAGCGGAGCUGGCGACGCUGCUGUGUGCGGAGCAGCUCUACACCAACAUACCCACACACCUGCGGGUGAAGCCUGGCCUGGCCGGCAUGCAGUGGAAAAUUGACAUGUCUCUUAGCCAAGCCAACAUGGAAGACAGCACACCAGAGCAUCUAAAACAAAUACUCCGCCGAGACACCUACGUCAUACUCAUACUCAAACUGACAGACGGACAGACACGCACGUACAGGUUAUCUAUAGCAAAAUUCCAUGAGCUACGGUUCGUGGUCGCGAGCGCGCUGAAAAGCAUGAUCGUGCUAGAGAAACGAAAGUGUAUGAGAAAAGACUGACAUACGUAUUCUUGGGGGUAGUUUACUCCAUAAACAAAAGCUAUACUCUGUAUCUUUAGGUAUUUAAAUAAAAGUAAAGAAAAUCUACCCUGAAAUGGCUCCUUAAGCCAGUUGAGGGUAGAUGAAAACAUUACAUGAUCGAAUAAUGUAGGUUAAAGUCAGGUCGUUCAGUGACUGGUCCAGGCGGUUUUGUAUUUGGUCGGUUAACCAUUACAUGUACCCGAAAAUUUACAAAUUGUUUGUUUACUUUUAUUUAAAUACCUAAAGAUACAGUACAGACAUAGGGAUAAUAAUCGAGGGAUGAGCAGUCAAACCCGAUAAGUCGAGAUAUUUUUUUAUUCAAAUAUGAAUUCCACGCACGUCACAUAAAUAGCUUGGCAAAAAAGAGUAGAAAUUUAAAUUACCUAUUCAUAUGUAAAAAAUAUCUGCAUGGGAACCUGAAAGGCCUAACCACAGAAUAAGUAAUAGUACUUCCAUACAGAAAUGACACUUCCUACAAAACCGAAGUUUGACAGCGAUUCAGAAUCGAAUCAUGAUAUCCAUUUCUAACUUAUGACAUCUUUUCGGCUAUUUAGGGUUGUCAACAUUCCAGUAAUUAUCUUAUCUGUGGUCGAGCACGCAAAGGGAUGUCAAGUUGUGUCAACCCUUUGCUCGGAGCAAUGCUGAGCCGAACGGAGCCGAGUUUGACCGAAGUCAGGAGUGUCUCCCCACUGGCACAGAAUAAAUAAUAGUACUAGGUACAGAAGACUCACUCUCUAACAAAACGCGUCUGUUACGACCAGGACAGAUAUGGCCGCUAGGUGGCGACAGCGCCACGCGCGGCUUAUGGCUAGCCACCAAAAUUGGUGUGGAACGGAUGUACUUUUAGCUACCUGUUGCAAAGCGACGAAGUCGCGGAGUGAGCCACGCCUGCCACUGGCCUAACAGGCGUGGCAUUCAUAGGGUUAGUCAAAGAUUCUUUGAGCGUAACA